AAAAUCGGAAAUGGACUGGAAGGGUAUUCCCAUUUUGUGUUUUGGGUUCCAUUUAGAGUUGUUGUGUUUUAAUCAGUCAUCUUAAAAAUCGAGCGAUGGAUGAAUUUAUUGUGGACCGGGGUCGGGUACCCCGACUAUGCGAAUUUCAGAAGAAAAUAGAAAGGAUGUACGAAGUGAAAAUUGGAUUCGAAGAUGUUCCUAAAGCUCAUCAACAAUGGGUCAUGGUUCAGGGCGAAAAUAUGGACAGACAGAAUGCAAAGGAAUACAUCCUUGCUCUAUGUGAUCCAAGGGAAACACAAACCCUGAAUUACAAAGGUUGCCAGGCAUUGUUCAACAGUGAAACAAUAGAACACAUAGAGAAACAAACCAAUGCUGUGAUAAUUAUAGAGGGGUCAUCAGCAGUGACCAUCACUGGCACUGACCUUGGAGUGACCUUGGCCAUGUCAUCUCUGGAGGAACUGCUGGGAAAGUAUGAUACAGAGAUGGACGGGACAGAAGGUGUAACAGACGAAAAAGAUACAACAGCCGAUGAUUCUGUGUCACCAUGGUCACUAAGACUGGACACUACCCUACAGAGGGCAUUAUCUCAACAAAGCGAUGGCAAUAGUAGUAUGACUAUUGAAGACUACGAUAAUACUUCAGCGUCUGUUAAAAGGGUGAUUUUACAGUGCUUAAAUGACACAGCUACUGAUGAUAUUGACGAUGAUCUGUUGUUUGUAAGUAACUCCCCGAAAAAUAGCCAAAAAUCCUCUAAUCAGUUCAAACUGCCUCUGCUGAUGGGAGAUGAGCAGGCUGACAGUGCUAGUGAUGGACAACACAAGAAACAAGGUAGUGACACAGAAUAUAAUCAGAUUGAUGGAAGGGUUGGCAACCUCACUCAGCAAUUGACUGGUGCAAAUAUUUCACAUACAGAAGCUAACUGUGCUGCAAAACCUUCAGGUGCUUUACCAAACUCAAAGUUGUCAAAGGAACUUGAAUAUUUAAGAAGUUUUGGAAUGUCAGUUGGUUAUAGUGUAAAUAUUGUUGAAGAAGGUUUAAAAUUUGCUGAUGAAAAUACACAAGUUUCAGACUUUAUAGAAAUAUUAACAAGGAUUUCUGAUAGUAAAUCUGAAGACAGUUCUGACAAAGGCAAUAGAAGUUCCUCUCCAGAUCUGGAAAUAUUGAGUCCGUCUAAGAAUCUAGGGAAUUUUCCUCCUCCCCCACCGAUACCUAGUCCAAGUAAGCUCGCAGAUAUGACAGGUCGGCGAAGUUUGCCACCAGAAUAUAAAAGUAAGUUAAUCAAAGAUUUCACAGAAGAGGAAAAUGAUUUACCAAUUGAAGAACUCAAAAGACGGAAUGAAGAAAGGCAGUCAGUGCUUCAAGCAUCAUUUGAUGAUGAAAAUCUUCCGAAGAGAAACACAAAUAUGUCCCCACGAGGGCAAAAUAGAGGGGAGAAGAAUGGACAUCACUCAACUAAACAGAAAGGUCAAGGUCGCUCACAAAAUAAAAAGAAUAAACAAAAGGGGAGACAACCAGGUGCCGAGACCCCUACACAAUACAUUGAGAUCGAUGACAGUGAAGAAACUUGUGUUAUGGAACCAUGGAAAGAUGAUGUUGAUGAUGAUUGUAGAAUUGUAGAUAUUUCUCAUAGUAACUCUAUGCCAGUUGUGGUCCAGCCAAAUAGACAGCAGCAGCAACAACAUACAAAUUAUAACCGACAAUCAUAUCAAAAUAACUUUCAGCAACCAUAUGGUGCCCUAUCAUCACCUCAGAGGCAGCAGACAUCUACAGGGCAUCACCAACAACUACAGAAAGGGCCAAUAGCAGGCAAGCCUGAUGACCUAAGAUAUAUUGUCAUUGAUGGUAGCAAUGUGGCCAUGACGCAUGGUAAUGGGAAAAUAUUUUCUUGUCGUGGAAUCAAAAUAUGCAUCGACCACUUCCUAAAGAGAGGACAUAAACAGGUGACAGCAUUUGUGCCAGAGUGGAGAAAGUACCGUCCACGUAUGGAAAACCUUAUCAGUGAUCAGCCUCUCCUGGAACAGCUUAGAGAACAGGGAUAUCUUGUCUUCACUCCGUCCCGCAGAGUUAACGGCAAAUUGAUCAGCGCUUAUGAUGAUAGAUUUGUGCUGGAGCUAGCUGAGAGGGAGGAUGGUGUGGUUGUUUCUAAUGAUCAAUACCGAGACUUAAUGAAGGAGAAGGCAAGCUGGAGAAUCUUAGUGGAGGACAGGUUGCUGAUGUUCACCUUUGCUGGGGACAACUUCAUGAUCCCAGAGGAUCCCCUUGGUCAGGACGGUCCUACUCUGGACCAGUUACUACACAAACCACACGCUGGAGCACAGAAACGACCUUUAUCACCUGACAAAUCUGACAGAGGAAACUUCAGACAACAACAUCAAAAUAACUGGACUAACAUGCCACGUAUGACUUUGGCCGUGGGUAAUGCUAGAUUCCCCUACCAGAACCUUCCACAGAGAGGUUUAAACCCAAAUCUAGGCUAUCAAAAACCUCCGCUCCUUCAGCAGUUUCCAGGACAAUUUCAGUUCCGUCAAAAUCAGCCUGGAGAUGCUGCAGUGUUUCGAGGGGCACACAGAGGGAGAGGACAACGUUACCCCCAACCACAACCCAAAAAGUUCACUGCACUCUCCUCCAGGUCUGACCAGUCAACUGAGGAACUAUUCACACAGCUCAAAGGUAUUUUCUCCGAGAGUAAACAGGAACAAAAAAUACGCGAAGUCCUUCAGAAUCAUCAGGAAGAAACAGAUUUGAAUCGUCUCACCAACUAUUGUAUGAAUGCAAUAUUCCAAUAAACUGUGCUGUGAUUUUUGACAACUACUUAGGUGGGUACUCACCUGUGACUAGUCAGUACUGACCUGGAAACGCAUAUCUAUGAUCAUGAUCAUCCUGUCACUAUAGAUAUGAUUGUGGUUUCUUCAUGAAAGGAAAGUCUGUGAUCUGAUCAUAAACUUUUGUUUCAGAGUCUAUGUUAUUUACAAUAUGGUUGUUAAAGAAUGGUAUUUGACUUAUAUUGUUGUUGUGAAAGUUUAUACAGGAAAUUUAUCAGUGGUUAAAAUCAGCUUGAUGAAGUAAGUGAAAAAAGAGAAAUCCAGAGUUGGAUGAAGUUAGUGAAAAAAAGACAAAUAUAGAGUUGGAUGAACAGUAUAUAUGCUGUAUAAAAAUCACCAAGAUUUAAACUGUUUCACCAUUGGAGGUUCCAUCAUGAGACAGGCUGUAGAUAUAUCGCUCAGUUCAUCAGGGACAGUAAUUGUAUAGUUGAUCAACUAUCAUUAUCAAUGAAGAGUGUACUGUUAUUUCCUGUGGACUGCCCGCCACCUUUCUGUGCAUCUUUUUUUUAUGUUGUUGUUUUGAAAAACAUUCUAAAUAGAGUGUACUAAAGAAAUCAUUUUAUUUUCUUUCCAAUUGCGUGCACCCAUAAUUCACAUUAAUCCUGUUCAUGGUAAUUGGGUAAGCAAGGUAAUGAUUGUCUUUUUAAAACCCUACACAUUACGCAUUUACUAGUUUCAGCCGCUAAUAAGCUGAUAAUUGUGUGGGCAAUGUACAUGUGUUCAUGUUUUUUUUUUUUUUAUGCUAUUGCUUUUUUUUUUCAAAGUUUUGAACUGAGAUAGUUAUAAGGUGUAUCAUACACUCCACAGGAAAUCAUAGAACAUGUACUUUGUGUAUAUUAUAUGCUUCUAGAGGAAAUAUUUUAUUGAACAGUCUGGACUGCAGCUUUUUAUAUACCAGGCUGGUAACGUCUACAGGAAACCAAUUUGUAAAAGGAGAUGUAUUAUACACGGAUUGUGUGGGAGAUCUGUUAUAUAAAUCCUGGCUUUGUUCUAUGUUACAUGGAUGUAGAUUAUUUUAUAGAGAUACAUUCAGCAUUCCAGCUAUUUUCUCCACAAAGUGGACAUAUAUACAUUGUAACAUGUGAAGUAAAGUCAUGUAUCAGAUAUAAGUAA
This is a messenger RNA of Pecten maximus, 3935 nucleotides long. RefSeq names its product NEDD4-binding protein 1-like. The coding region runs from base 96 to 2786 and encodes 896 amino acids. The record is from RefSeq and is a predicted model, not a curated record. The transcript is spliced from 6 exons. Gene Ontology annotation, cellular component: cytoplasmic ribonucleoprotein granule; nucleus. Gene Ontology annotation, molecular function: mRNA binding; RNA endonuclease activity. Lineage: Eukaryota; Metazoa; Mollusca; Bivalvia; Pectinida; Pectinidae.